ACUAUACUAUACUAUACUAUACUAUACUAUACUAUACUAUAUGAAUCAAAUUCUUCUUAGAUUUACUGAGUUCCUGCAGUUUUCUGGCAGUAAUUCCUGUUUAGUGUUUUUCAGUCACUACAUUCACAGGAACUGCCACAGGUUUGUUGACUUCGGGGAAAGGGGAAGACAAUAAGUUUCUUUUGGGGUGUAACAAAGACUGCCACAAAGCAAUUUCUAACUCUCAAAAUGCAGAAUAAAAUUUAGAACUUAUCUGCUGUGCACAAUUACAGGGUUUUGCUGGUUUUCUUUAGAAAGCACGUCCAUGGAAACUGGUCACAGCAAACGAAUAUAGUUCAUAUUGCCAUUCUGAUUCCUUUUACCACAUCCCUAAAUUCAUUCCAAAGAAAGCAGUGUUGUGUUGAUUUGGAGGCGAUGUCAAAACAGGGGCAAAAAUCAAAAGAAAGCAAUGUUGAAACAAGGAAAAUAUUACUUAGGCACUCUUCUCUUACCAGCAAUGCUGCAGUGAACAAAUAAGUCAUUGAGCACAGAUUAGUAUAGGAAAAAGCUCACCUGCUCUCAGUACCCUCUGUUUAUUUCCCUCUAACUCCUUUGGCCCCUUCCCUUGCUUGGAGCAGUCAUCCCCCCCCUCUUCCUUUAAGUCCCUCCUUUUAACACAUUCUAUUGCAAACCUUUCCCUGUUGACUGAAUCUAAUUUUGCCAGCCAUGUCUGCUAAACCAUUUCUUCAUCUCUGCUAAUCUUUUUUCUAAUUACUGGUUCCCCCACCUCCACUGUCUUACUGAAGUUUUGCUACAUGUUACACAUGGAUGAUGCUGUGACAGCGCUGUGAACAUUUGUAAUGACCUCCGAAUGUACCAGCAACUGGCUCUAGUUUAACAGCUGCAGAAUUGUGCAAGAAAGCUGGCCUGAACUAUGUUUGCUGACUGACCAUUCCCAAGAGGCUUCCUCGUUGUUGGCAUAAACCUUAUCAAAUUACUUGGUUAUCAUGUAGGAGUGCCCAAACAUUUUGGGUUGCCCUAACUUACUUUGCCCUGGUCAUGUUCCCCACACCACACUGGCCACAGCUGAUUGGAGUUUGUAGUGUAAGACAUCGAGGGCACCAGGUUGGGGAAGAUUGCAUUAGUCUGUGAUGGCUGAAUUACUCUUGUGGUAGGGAAGUUUGUACCAUCAGGGCACCUUCCCACCCACUCCAUCCCUUGUUGUUUAGCACUGCCUCAUUUCUCAGAAACAAAACACAGCUUUCUUUGGAAAGGAUUUUUGGAGGCAUGUGGCGAAAGCAACCAGGAAGACCACGAUGAGCCAUGUCCGUUGUGGCUUUUUUUCCAUGCACAUCCUUUCCAAAGGGUUCUGGAUUUAUGCCCACAGAACUGUGUCCCUAGCAUGGAUGACUAUUUCAGUUUGUGUUUUCCAGUCCAUCAGUUAAAUUCCCAUUCAUAGCUUUGUGGGCACCUGCGAAAGUAAAAGAGGUAAUCUGAGUAGAUGUGUGCAAUGAAGCCUUCCUGAAAGGGUGCUGGACUUUGCUGUGUCUGAACAACACACAUGCUGUGGUAGGGAAUUGAGAUUCAAGUAAGGCUUUUUAACAAAGUCCCACAUAAUAUUACAGAGAAGCUGGCAAAAUGUAAGCCAGAUGAGUAGUGAGUGCUGCAGGAGACAGAAUCAGGAAUCAAUUUGACCUUAACAGAUUGGAGAACUGGGCCAAAACUAACAAAAUGAGAGUUAGACUAUGUUCUGCACAUAGUCAGGAAUAACCAGCUGCACAAAUAUAAGUUGGGGGACACCUGGAUUGCCCAUAGUUUCCUUGAAAAUGAUAUAGGGUCUUAGUAGAUCACAAGUUGAACGUGAGUCAACAGUGUGAUGUAGCAGCAAAAAAAAAACUAAUGCUGUUCUAGGCUGCAUCAACAGAAAUCAAGUGUCCAGAUCAAGGGAAGUAAUAGUACCACUCUAGUCUGUUUUGGUCAGACCCCACCUGGAAUACUGUGUCCAGUUCUAGGCAACACAAUUUAAGAAGGAUGUUGCCAAGCUGGAGAGUAUGCAGAAGAGGGCGACCAAGAUGAUCAAGGGGCUGGAAACCAAGCCUUAUGAGGAAUGGUUGAGGGAAUUGGUUGUGUUUAGCCUGGAAAAAAGGAGCCUGAGAAGAGAUAUGAUAGCCAUCUUCAAAUAUCUAAAGGGCUGUCACAUGGAAGAUGGAGAAAUCUUGUUUUCUCCUGCUCUGGAGGAUAGACCCAAUCCAAUGGCUUCAAAUUACAAGGAAGGAGAUUUUGGCUAAACAUGAGGAAGAACUUUCUGACAAAGCUGUUUAACAGUGAGUGGAAUGGACUCCCUCGGGAGGUGGUGGACUCUGCUUCAUUGGAGAUUGGAUGGCCAUCUGUCAUGAAUGCUUUCAACUAAAGCACCACUCUGCAUUGCAGGGGGUUGCACUAGGUGGCCCUUGGUGUCCCUUCCGACUCUACAAUUCUAUGAUUCUAUGAAAUGCGACUCCUGCCAUUCCUGAUAUGAAGAGAGCAGAGGGGAGUUGGGUGACUAGUUCGACCCAGAAGAUACUGCAGACCUCCUGACAGAGACAAGCAUCCUCCAUCCCCACCAUAAUCCCAGAGUUGGCAGCCGCAGCUGCUGCUACCCAUUAUGUGUUUACUUAAGCCGUGACUCAAGCGACGGACCAGAUGUAGUGCCAGACACUGAUCUGACCGCAAGUCAGAUCCAGCCCAUGAUUCUGACAUGGUCUUUGCCUCAUGUCAGUUUCAAAAAAGUGAAAAGCAAAACACAUAUCCACUCCUUUCAAAUACACAGCUCCCAGCACAGGACUAGGCUCAGCAAACUUGAGACACGGGAGCCAGCUGUGAAGUGAAGCAGUGAGAAUUUGCUACACGCAACAAACACCUGCAAAGUGCCAAAAUGACAGGCAACAGCCCUCAGGACAGGUAUAAGGCUGUCUGGCUGAUCUUUUUCAUUCUCGGCCUUGGGACACUUUUGCCAUGGAAUUUUUUCAUGACUGCUACGAUGUACUUUACUAGCCGCCUGAAGGAGGAUACUUACAACAAUGUGUCCUUCAUUGAUCUCCAUAUGAACAUGAAUGACACAGAGAUUGAGAAACCUCCUCCCACACACUUGCAGUCCAUAUUCAACAACGUGAUGACACUCUGUGCCAUGUUGCCUCUACUCAUCUUUACCUGCCUCAACUCCUUCAUCCACCAGAGGAUCCCCCAGCAAGUUCGGAUCCUAUGCAGCCUGGUGGCUAUCCUGUUGGUCUUCCUGGUAACAGCCAUCGUAGUCAAGGUCUCCAUGGACCCUUUGCCCUUCUUCAUUAUCACCAUGGUCAAGAUAGUCUUCAUCAAUUCCUUUGGUGCCAUUCUCCAGGGCAGCCUCUUUGGACUGGCAGGACUCCUGCCUGCCAGUUACACAGCACCUAUUAUGAGCGGGCAGGGCCUCGCAGGGACAUUUGCGGCUCUGGCCAUGAUCUGCGCUAUCGCCAGUGGCUCUAAACUGGAAGACAGUGCCUUUGGUUACUUCAUCACCGCCUGUGUCGUGAUCCUGAUGGCCAUUGGCGCCUAUAUUGUGUUGCCUCGUCUGGACUUCUUCCGCUACUACUCCAUGAAGGAUAAGACAGAAUAUCGGGCCCAUGAGGCCUACUCUGAGGUGGAAACCAAGAUGGACCUCAUCAAGAAAGAUGACCUCAAUGGUAUGGAACCCCCACAUGCUGCAAAUGGGGCCUCCCGUGCGCUAGACCACAACCCUUCAGUAAUGAGCAUUUUCAAAAAGAUCUGGGUCAUGGCCGCUUGUGUCUGCUUUGUCUUUACUGUCACUAUUGGGGUCUUCCCAGCUGUCACUUCUGAUACAAAACCAACCAUUGCAGGAAAGACACUUUGGGCUGAUUACUUUACAGCAGUCUGUUGUUUCCUGAUGUUUAAUGCCUUCGACUGGGCAGGUCGGAGCCUUACAGCUGUCUGCAUGUGGCCUGGGAAGGACAGCCGCCUGCUGCCCAUCAUGGUGGUUUCCCGUGUGGUCUUCAUCCCCCUCUUCAUGCUGUGUAAUGUGUACCCACGCAGUCACCUGCCUGUCCUCUUUGCCCAUGAUGCCUGGUACAUCGUCUUCAUGUUCUUCUUCUCCAUCUCCAAUGGCUACCUGGCCAGCCUCUGCAUGUGCUUUGGACCCAAGAAAGUGCUGUCCCAUGAAGCAGAGACCGCUGGGACCAUCAUGGCAUUCUUCCUCUCGUUGGGCCUGGCCUUGGGGGCUGUCCUUUCCUUCCCAAUCCGACUAGCCAUCUAACAGACACACUCUGAGUGCUUUGCGGGCAGAGGAUCAGCUCAGAGAGGCCACAGUGCCAGGGAAGAUGUUUUGCCUGCUGCCCGGGAAUUCACUGCCUUAGCUGACUCAAGCACUUCUUGGCCUGCAGUGGGGCUGCACUAGCGGCCUGGCUCCUCUUCUGUGCAAUACGCCCAGCCUUCCCAUCUCUUCUACUGCCAGCUGUGAAUGACCUCCACUUCCAAGGAUUAUGCCAACCCUCCGCGGUCCGGUUGACAUCGGGAUAUUUGUCUGUCCUGCCUCCCAAACCCAGGACCAUUUACCGUGUUUCCUUAUGCGGGGACUGGCUUAAGACUGUCUGCCCUACUUCUAUUUUUUUGAACACCAUUGAAGUCUCCGCUGCUCUGUAAAAGGGAUUCUUCCCCUGCACCUCACUGCCACUUCAGUCUCCCAUCCCUGCUUUGGUUGGAAGGACUUGCUCUGCUCCUAAGUGUCCAAGCUUCUCUGGCAUCUGCUUUGCUAUCUGAUGGGGGAAAUCCAAAUGAUUUUGGCAAUAAUUACAGGUUAUACCCAGAGUUCUGUCAAUCAGGUGUCAUGUCCUGCCUCUCUUGAGGUGGACUUCUGGCACUCCCAAGCCACAUUUCCCCAAGGCAUAGAUGGUUUCUGUCUAGAGCAUGGUAAAAGUGCCAAGUCGAAGGAGGAGGACCUUGGCUACUCCUGACCCAUAACUGGCAGAAGUGUGUGAAUAUAUAUAUUAUACAUAUAUGACUGAGCAAGCCAAUGGUGGAGUGUAUUGCUUUGGAGAGCCAUAGUCCUGGAACCUCGAAUUACUCCCUAUUACUUUGCCUUUGUAAAUAUACGUGUGCAUUUGCCAUUUUGUAUACAAACAGAACAUGCCCCGGUUUUAAAACUGCCUCCAUGUCUUUGACAACUUUCUACUCACAUGGUCACCAGGUGGCAGCACCAAAGGAGUGCAUUUUAAUGCAUGGAAUUCAGGAAAUGCUAUAGUGGACGGCAGACCUCAUCCCAUACCCUCCCCUGCCCUGGUUGUUUAGAGCAAAGGCCCAAGGCACUUGCAAUCUAUUCUCAGCUUGUCUCCUGCCCUCCUUGGAUUUAUAAAGCUCAGGAUUGUA
Messenger RNA from Zootoca vivipara (common lizard), 5373 nucleotides. It is a transcript of the gene SLC29A1, whose product is annotated as solute carrier family 29 member 1 (Augustine blood group). Gene Ontology annotation, molecular function: nucleoside transmembrane transporter activity. Gene Ontology annotation, biological process: uridine transmembrane transport. The record is from RefSeq and is a predicted model, not a curated record. Gene Ontology annotation, cellular component: plasma membrane. NCBI's taxonomy places the organism in Eukaryota, Metazoa, Chordata, Lepidosauria, Squamata, Lacertidae.